Molecule: messenger RNA, 1145 nt
Organism: Daucus carota subsp. sativus
Lineage: Eukaryota; Viridiplantae; Streptophyta; Magnoliopsida; Apiales; Apiaceae
Product: transcription factor bHLH80
Exons: 5
Coding region: 46-858 (270 amino acids)
Biological process (GO): regulation of transcription by RNA polymerase II
Cellular component (GO): nucleus
Molecular function (GO): DNA-binding transcription factor activity, RNA polymerase II-specific; RNA polymerase II cis-regulatory region sequence-specific DNA binding; protein dimerization activity
Source: RefSeq, a predicted model, not a curated record
UUGUGUUAGGCAAAAGCUAUACAUACAGAUAAUGUAAGUAGAUGUAUGUUUCUAUUUAUAGUAAAUUGGAUUCCCACUGCCCCCAACAAAAAGUGUCUGAAAUUAAAGCCCCGCAGCAGAAAUCUAGACAAAAUACACACACUCUCACACACUUUCAUUAUGCAACCGACAGGCAACUCGGCUAACUCAGGACUGAGUCGCGGACUCGCCCGCUUCCGCUCAGCUCCGGCCACAUGGCUCGAAGCUCUUCUCGAAUCCGAAGAAGAGCCCGAAGAAGAAGAAGACGCCAAGGAGAGCAUCUUCCAUCCCUCGCCGGCGAAGCCGCCGCCGCCGGCCACUCACUACUUCUCCCCGCCGGAGACUAUGGCCAAACCUGGAUUUCUAGAUCCGGAGCUUCUCCGAUCGUCGCCGUUUCUCCGGCAGAACAGCUCGCCGGCGGAGUUUCUCGGCCAGAUUAGUCCGGCCGGUGGCUCCGAUGCGUACUUCUCGAAUUUUGGAGUUCCGGCGAAUUAUGACUCGCUUUCGUCGACUAAACGGCCUCGAGAGAAAGGGGAAAAGAGUGGGGAGUUCAAUGGUGUUGAUGCUGAUAUGCAGAAGCUUUUCGAAGAUUCGGUUCCUUGUAGAAUUCGGGCAAAGCGAGGCUGUGCUACUCAUCCUCGCAGUAUAGCCGAGAGGGUUCGGAGGACGCGAAUAAGUGACCGUAUACGAAAACUUCAAGAACUUGUGCCAAAUAUGGAUAAGCAAACAAAUACUGCAGAUAUGUUGGACGAGGCAGUAGAGUAUGUCAAGCUUCUACAAAAGCAGAUCCAGGAACUCAAGGACCAUCAAAAGACAUGCAUAUGUGCACAGAAAUAUUAGAAGCAACAGAGUUCCUCCAGAACGCGCUUUCCACUUUUUUGGCUGUCUUAUUUACAUGCAAAUUUCGACUCUUGUACCAGAAUAUGUGCUCGCCUUGUACCAAAAUAUGUGCUGGCCGCUGGAGUUGCCAAUUUGCAGGGGAACUGUAAGUUGGUUAAGUUUUAUCAGUGAUCCGCAAUCAGCCUCUGUAUUAUGUUUGACAAUUAUGGUUAUAAAUGUAGCUCAACUACUGCUGUACAGCACUGUUAAAGAUAUUUCCGUGCUUGAAAAAUAUGUGCUUGCGACUC